Molecule: messenger RNA, 1709 nt
Organism: Poeciliopsis prolifica (blackstripe livebearer)
Lineage: Eukaryota; Metazoa; Chordata; Actinopteri; Cyprinodontiformes; Poeciliidae
Product: gastrula zinc finger protein XlCGF57.1-like
Exons: 2
Coding region: 186-1667 (493 amino acids)
Biological process (GO): regulation of immune system process; regulation of cytokine production; negative regulation of transcription by RNA polymerase II
Source: RefSeq, a predicted model, not a curated record
GUUAGCUUUUCUUCAGGUUUAAUGUAGCUUGAAGACGGGUUUGGUGUAUUUUAUAAUAUAUUUGAGUGUUUGUCGGAACUCUGUCUUCACUUUAGUCCCAGAGAGAGUUAAUAAACGAGCAGUUAACUGCUGCUGAAGAAACUUUAACGGAGUUUGAUAAAAUCAUCGUCCAGUCGGAGGAAGAGAUGGAGGAUCAGCGCAGACUGCUUGAUUUAUCCCGGAUUCCCCUGAUCAUCUUACACCGAAUAGACUUCCCACAAUGCUGUGUGUGUAAAGAGGAAGAGAUUCUCAAAGAGUCCAGCAAGAAGAAGGAGGAACCAGAACCUUUUAAAAUAAAACUGGAGCAAGAGGAACCAGAACCUGUCCAGAUAAAACUGGAGCAAGAGGAGCCAGAACCUUUUAAAAUAAAACUGGAGCAAGAGGAACCAGAACCUGUCCAGAUAAAACUGGAACAAGAGGAACCAGAACCUUUUAAAGUAAAACUGGAACAAGAGGAACCAGAACCUUUCAAAGUAAAACUGGAGCAAGAGGAACCAGACCCUGUCCCAAUAAAAUUGGAACAAGAGGAACCAGAACCUUUCAAAAUAAAACUAGAGCAAGAGGAACCAGAACAUCAACAGUUCAGAGAGGAAGAGAAUCAACUCUGCAUCAGUCAGGAUGAAGAGCAGUUUGUGCUGAAACAGGAGACUGAAGACAUUUUGGUGAGUCCUUCUAUUGAGCAAAGAAUCAAUAAUGAAACAGAACCAAACAGGAACCAACUCGUCUCUCAUGCUUCUCCUGAAGAUGAGAACCAGGAUCACGAAGGAAGCAAUUCUGGAGAUCCAGGAGAAAAGAAAGACAAAGAGCAGACACAAAACAAGAGAUGUCAGAAAAACAAACAGAAAGAAGGAACUACUGAACGUCCAAAACAAAAACAGGACAAAAAAUCUCACCUGGAAAAAAAAUUAUAUCACUGCAAAGUUUGUGAUAAAAGCUAUUCUCGAAACAGCAAAUUGAUGAUACACAUGAGAAUUCACACAGGUGAGAAACCUUUCACAUGUAUUAGUUGUGGAAAGAGUUUCACUAAAAAAAUUUGUUUAACUACCCACAUGAGGGUUCACACAGGUGAGAAACCUUUCACAUGUAUUAGUUGUGGAAAAAGUUUCGCUGAGAAAGGUAUAUUAACUUCUCACAUGAAGAUUCACACAGGUGAGAAACCUUUCACAUGUAUUACUUGUGGGAAGAGUUUCACUAAAAAAUUUAGUUUAACUACCCACAUGAGGGUUCACACAGGUGAGAAACCUUUCAAAUGUAUGACAUGUGGAAAAAGUUUUACGGCAAAAGUAAGUUUAACUACUCACAUGAGGAGUCACACAGGGGAGAAGCCUUUCACCUGUAUAAAAUGUGGAAAAAGUUUUACGGAGCGAAAAGGCUUAACUGUUCACAUGAUGCUUCACACAGGUGAGAAGCCUUUCACAUGUUUGACAUGUGGAAAAAGUUUCAUAGAAAAAAAAAGUUUAACUAUUCAUAUUAGGCUUCACACAGGUGAGAAGCCUUUCACCUGUAUGACAUGUGGAAAAAGUUUUACGGAAAGAAAACGUUUAACUAUUCACAUGAGGAAUCACACAGGUGAGAAGCCUUUCACCUGUAUGACAUGUGGAAAAAGGUUUACGGAAAAAAACGUUUAACUAUUCAUAUGAGGAGUCACACAGGUGAGAAGCCUUUUUCCU